AAAGAAAAGGGUGAUGAGAAAUAUAGCAACUUUGGUUAAAUGGAAAACAGAAGAAAACAAAAGAGCUGAGGGGUGAGGACCAUACACAGAAAGACAGAGACAACCACCAACAUGGCUUCUCUCUCUACUUCUCUCCACUCAUAAUUAUUUAGGGAUUUGCAAGUGGAUCGGUUUCUGCAAUUUUUGCAGGUUUGGGGGUGAAGGGUUUUUGAGUUUUCUAAUGAUUGGGGAGAUAGCAGAGAUUUUUGCAUGAUUCGAGGUGCAAGGUCUCGAACUUUUACCGGAUUCUUGAUAUUUUCUGGUGGGCUGUUGCUUUCCUGAAGGGUCUUCCAUUUUUUGCAUUUGGGUGGUAUAAGUUGGGUCACUUUUUAAAUGUGAAGAAGGGGUUUGAUCUCUGAAUUGCUCUAGUUUGUCCGGUUUGCUGGUGUGGUUUUUCUUGUUUUCCCUUAUAAACUGGAAAUUUGGUUGAGAGCCUAUGAAGUAGGAAAUUCUGAAUUUGGAUUUGUGACAAUAUUUCAGUGGCAGAAAUUAUCAGGGUUUUUUGGAAACUAGUGGAGUAAAAACAGAUGUUCUUGGCCUGAGGUUUCUCUCUGACUGUAAAGGAAUGGGUGACAGUUGGAAAAAUUGAGUUUUUAAAAGUGUUUUUUGCUGCUUCAGUCGUCUUUGGUGUUUGGGACCAAGAAUGGAAACAAAGAAAGUUCUUGUAAUAGGAAGUGAAAGUGAGUCUGAAAGUGAAAUUGAAAGCCAGAGCUUAGAUGAGGUUAAUAUGGAAGAGCCUCACUGUUCUGAAAUUGAAAUGAUGGAAAUGGAAACUGCUGAGGAUGAAAUAUCAAGGGCAAGCAAUGAGAGUAAACAUGGAACUGAUAUUGUAGCUUUUAGUUCCGAGAAGGGUGAGGGAGGAAGCGAUGGAAAUGUGGUUUUCUCAAGAGAAGCUCCGCUUGUUAUUAAGGAAGAUUCGACUAUAAGUUCUUGUAGCUGUGGUGCUGAGAAACUUAAAUCUAGAUUGGCUGCUUCUAAUUCUGAGCCUGGAAAAAAUGGGAGGAAGCUCAGUCGACAAGAUAGAAUUGAGUUAGGUAGGUUGUUUCAGGGGGCUGUGAGUUCCCAUGAUUGGGAGCUUGCUGAGAGUCUGAUUUUGUUGGCCGAUCCUCAGACUCUAAAUGAUGCACUAUGCAUUUCUUUGGAUUCAAUCUGGUUCUUGAGCACACAGCAAGAAUUAUAUGGAAUUACUGGAUUGAUCAAGAAGAUCAUUGCUAAUGGGGCCUAUGACUUCACUCGAGCUGCACUUAGGACCUCAUUUCUUGCAUCUUGUGUUUCUGCUUGUCAGAGUCGGACGAUGAGCCUUGCUGACACUGUUACCGUGAUGGCUCAAAGGUUACAUGAAAGGCUUCAGGAAUGCAACGGAGACGAAGUCUUGAAGGCAGAAGCAGGUGCCAAGGUUCAGAAAUUUACUGAGUGGGCUCUUAAAUGUAUAAGUUUCCAUUCUCGCUGCCAGGGAAAUCGGGACAGAGUGGGUCAUAAUUCUCCUGUUGAGAUCCAACUACAGUUAUCUGCUUUCAAGACCUUCCUCGAUCUUGCAGGCAACCAUCUUACUGGGAAGGAUUUCACUGAAGCAUUUGAUGCGGCUUGCUUCCCACUUACGCUCUUCUCUAGUUCAUUUGACCCUGGUUGGGCAUCAGGUAUAUCAGCAACUGCAAUCCAAGGAUUGUUGGGCAUGCUGGUUGAGGGUGGUGCAGACAAUGUUAACCAGUGUUUCCUGGAGGCUUCACGGUUUGGGAGCACAGAACUUGUUCGUAUUCUGUUGCAGAUUGCUCAAAGGAACAGCUUGGAUGUAGAUGUUGACCUCGCAUUGGGCUUUGCUUCACACUAUGGUAAAAUUGGCACCAUGGAGUGUCUGGUGGAGGAGGGUAAUGCUAUGGCUUUCUUGGGUCCUUUAAUGAGAGCUGCCGAGAGGGGUUGUAUGCCAGUUGUUCAGUGGUUUGUCCAAAGGGGUUGCCGGGACAUGGAACUUUGUCUUGCCCUCACAGCUGCCACGUCGAGCAGUCAAGUAGAGGUUGCAGCGUAUCUCCUCCCUCAUGUUCCUCACCAUGUCCUUGCUGCCCUCAGCAUCGAAAUUCUCAAGGCUGCUGGCGAACGAAGCGGUGGGUCUCUCAAUGGGGUAGCCUUCCUCCUCCACUCUGAUUUCUUAGGGGAUCCCGCCGCAACCUACGCCGUCGCCGACAGCAUUGCUCGAUCCGACGACGAGGCCGUUGCUCCUGAGCUCAAGUCUUUCCUCCGAGAGCACUGGUCUGAGGCAGCUUUCCUAGACGGACUGAGAGAAGGAGAAGCACAUUUCUCAAACCUGGUGCGGAUUCUAAAAUGGGGCAACUCUCCAAUCUGUCUACGGGAUCUACCCGCCCCUCUGAGGGUGGCGGUGGCUUAUCUGCCUCUGUAUAGGGAGUGCGUCAAGGCAGGAGGCCGCCUUUUAUCCCAGAGGCAUCGAGGGCAGCUCGUGGAAGCAGCCAGGAGGCUUGGGGGACAGGUCCUGGACGAGCCGGGCCAAAAGAGAGAGUUACUGGCUGUCCUGGAACACCAUCUGCCUCCGUUUUUCAUCGGAGGUGUGGUUUAGUGCGAUAGGAAGUGUAGAUUUUUGAACAUGAAUCAUCCUCUCCUGCUUUCUGCUCUGCGUCUUGCUCUCAUGUUACAGAAAAAAUGAUAAAUAAUCAAAGUAUUAGACAUGUUGAAGUUGGUAGGUAAGUUAGCUAAUGUGUUAGUGUUUCUCUGCCCUUUUGAAUAUAUGGUGAUGCAAUCAUGCGAAUGGAUGUGGCUGUAAGUAAACCCCUUACCUUAUGUAUCACAACACAAACUGUAUCAAAUGGUUGGCAUUGCAAUCUCAUGAAAAAUUAUAUGAA
Molecule: messenger RNA, 2888 nt
Organism: Sesamum indicum (sesame)
Lineage: Eukaryota; Viridiplantae; Streptophyta; Magnoliopsida; Lamiales; Pedaliaceae
Product: ankyrin repeat protein SKIP35
Source: RefSeq, a predicted model, not a curated record